Molecule: messenger RNA, 4566 nt
Organism: Lemur catta (Ring-tailed lemur)
Lineage: Eukaryota; Metazoa; Chordata; Mammalia; Primates; Lemuridae
Gene: BRD2
Product: bromodomain containing 2
Exons: 13
Coding region: 1570-3969 (799 amino acids)
Biological process (GO): regulation of DNA-templated transcription; chromatin remodeling
Cellular component (GO): nucleus; chromatin
Source: RefSeq, a predicted model, not a curated record
CCUGGCGCUGACCGAUGGACGAGCCGCUCCAUGGGGAGGACUCCGGACCCUGGUGGGGGGAUGGGGGAUUCUUUCGCCCCCGAGGCGGAGAGACCCAAAGAGGGUUUCUACGGGUUUGCCCCGAGGUAGGGGAGCGUGGGAAUAGGUGUGAGCGCGCCUGGAGGGGGAGGGUGAUUCCCCUGAUUCACCCCUGGCAGGACUUGUUUUUUUCCAAUCUGAGCCAGACGCUGCAGUGAAGUUUGGCGAAGAGGUGAGAUUCCUCACCGCGGCGGCCUUACUGCCGAGUACAGCCGCCCGCCGGGCGUCCUGCGGCCACACCCCUGGCGGCCGAGGCCGGCUACGCCCACGCGACCCCUCCCAUCCCCCCGCCUGUCUGGCCAAUGGAGGAGCUACGAAUGGCACGACCUGCCCGAGCUGGGCAAUCUCCAGUUGCACGGUGCUUGGAAGCCUGGGAAGACUUUGUUGGAAGGGGAGGCGGGGAGAGGGUGCUGAAGGCUCUUGGGCGAUGGCUCCUGCACCCUUUCCAGCCUCCCUGUUUCCCUGGAGUCGCCGAACCACAGCUCAGCCAAUUGGCUCAGAGAUGUGGUGGGUUGCCACUUCCCUAUGGGUCUAUGCGGCACUCUUCUGCCUGGUGACUGACACCUUGGAAAUGAGAUUUGUGACGUCAUCGCCUCGGCCGGCCAAUAGAAAAAGCUCCCGCGGAGAGGUGUUCCUCCCCCUUCGACUGCGCUGCUUCACGCGCGUGAACGAGCGCGCGCGCGCUGAAGGGGUGGGGGAAAUCUCGAGCCGGGAGGCGCGCAUGAGCAGCGAAGCUCCUCCCCCCUGCCUAUAUAUAAAGGGCUGGCGCGGGGCUCGGCGGCGCCAUUUCGCGCUGGAGUGGAGCGGCCUCUAGAACGAGCUGGAGGAUUCUGCCUACCGAUACAGAGCCUUCGAGUCGUCGGGGGCCGCCAUUACAAUCCACGUCCAUCCGCUUGGAAAUGUCUUUCGUCUCGGCCUAUGACCGGUCACGGCGGACAGUGCAGACCCCAUAGAAGCCCCCGAAGCUCCCCUCUUUCGGGCCCCGCCCAAUCCUCGGAGUCUGUCCAUCCCCUCUUCUCCGCCCUCAAGAGGAUUUCAAAGAUGGAGGCGGCGGCUCCUUAAACCACUUUUGGUGUUCAUCCGCCUCCAUCCGAGAUCGAAACGGGACCUCGUCCGCCUGGGACGGUCCCGACAAGAAGAGGGGACCCCGGCAGACUAACAGCGGGCUGUAUUGACGACGGUGUCUGGGAUCAGGGGCCGUCUUUGGGUUUGAAGAGUCAGUGCCCCCUCGCUCGCCCGCCUCAGCUGAGGCCGCCGCCAUUUUCUUGCUGUUCGUCGCCUGCGGAGCGCGCCAAGCUGCCGGGAGCUCUCCGAGGGGCUGCGAAGGGGCUGCCUUCGAGCCGGCCAGGCGGGCGGGUUGUCGCCUGGAGGGCCAAGAGCAACGGCUCCCCCCCCCUUACUUCCCGGGUUAUGCUGGACCGAGCGGUGAGGGGAGCCGAGGCCACCCGGACUUUCCGCGUCUGAGGGCAGCGCCGGUUCCCUGCGGUCAAGAUGCUGCAAAACGUGACUCCCCACAAGCUCCCUGGGGAGGGGAAUGCAGGGUUACUGGGGCUGGGCCCAGAGGCAGCAGCACCAGGGAAAAGGAUUCGAAAGCCCUCCCUGUUGUAUGAAGGAUUUGAGAGCCCCACAAUGGCUUCAGUGCCAGCUUUGCAACUGACUCCUGCCAACCCACCACCCCCAGAAGUGUCCAACCCCAAAAAACCAGGACGAGUUACCAAUCAGCUGCAAUACCUACACAAAGUGGUAAUGAAGGCUCUGUGGAAACAUCAGUUUGCAUGGCCAUUUCGGCAGCCUGUGGAUGCCGUCAAACUGGGUCUGCCGGACUAUCACAAAAUUAUAAAACAGCCUAUGGACAUGGGUACUAUUAAGAGGAGACUUGAAAACAGUUAUUACUGGGCUGCAUCAGAGUGUAUGCAAGAUUUUAAUACCAUGUUCACGAACUGUUAUAUUUACAACAAGCCCACUGACGAUAUUGUCCUGAUGGCACAAACGCUGGAAAAGAUCUUCCUACAGAAAGUGGCAUCAAUGCCACAAGAGGAACAAGAGUUGGUGGUGACGAUCCCUAAGAACAGCCACAAGAAGGGGGCCAAGUUGGCAGCAAUCCAGGGCAGUGUUACCAGUGCCCAUCAGGUGCCUGCUGUCUCUUCUGUAUCACACACAGCCCUGUAUACUCCACCACCUGAGAUACCUACCACUGUCCUCAACAUUCCCCAUCCAUCAGUCAUUUCUUCUCCCCUUCUCAAGUCCCUGCACUCUGCUGGACCCCCACUCCUUGCUGUUACUGCAGCUCCGUCAGCCCAGCCCCUUGCCAAGAAAAAAGGUGUAAAGCGGAAAGCAGAUACUACCACCCCUACACCUACAGCCAUCCUGGCUCCUGGUUCCCCAGCUAGUCCUCCUGGGGGUCUUGAACCUAAAGCAGCACGGAUUCCCCCUGUACGUAGAGAGAGUGGUCGUCCCAUCAAGCCCCCACGCAAAGACUUGCCUGACUCUCAGCAGCAACACCAGAGCUCUAAGAAAGGAAAACUGUCAGAACAAUUAAAACAUUGCAAUGGCAUUUUGAAAGAGCUUCUCUCCAAGAAGCAUGCUGCCUAUGCCUGGCCUUUCUAUAAACCAGUGGACGCUUCUGCUCUUGGCCUGCAUGACUACCAUGACAUCAUUAAGCACCCCAUGGACCUCAGCACUGUCAAGCGGAAGAUGGAGAAUCGUGAUUACCGGGAUGCACAGGAGUUUGCUGCUGAUGUGCGGCUUAUGUUCUCCAACUGCUAUAAGUACAAUCCCCCAGACCAUGAUGUUGUGGCCAUGGCACGAAAGCUGCAGGAUGUAUUUGAGUUCCGUUAUGCCAAGAUGCCAGAUGAGCCACUAGAACCAGGACCUUUACCAGUAUCUACUGCCUUGCCUCCUGGCCUGGCCAAAUCAUCUUCAGAGUCCUCCAGUGAAGAAAGUAGCAGUGAGAGUUCCUCUGAGGAAGAAGAGGAGGAAGAUGAAGAGGAUGAGGAAGAAGAGAGUGAAAGCUCAGACUCAGAGGAAGAAAGAGCUCAUCGCUUGGCAGAACUGCAGGAACAGCUUCGGGCAGUACAUGAACAGCUGGCUGCCUUGUCCCAGGGCCCAAUAUCCAAGCCCAAGCGGAAGAGAGAGAAAAAAGAGAAAAAGAAGAAACGGAAGGCAGAGAAGCAUCGAGGCCGAGCUGGGGCUGAUGAAGAUGACAAGGGGCCGAGAGCACCUCGCCCCCCACAGCCCAAGAAGUCCAAGAAAGCAAGUGGCAGUGGGGGUGGCAGUGCUGCUAUAGGCCCUCCUGGCUUUGGACCUUCUGGAGGAAGUGGCACCAAGCUGCCAAAAAAGGCCACAAAGACGGCCCCACCUGCCCUGCCUACGGGUUAUGAUUCAGAGGAGGAGGAAGAGAGCAGGCCCAUGAGUUAUGAUGAGAAGCGGCAGUUGAGCCUGGAUAUCAACAAAUUACCUGGGGAGAAGCUGGGUCGAGUUGUGCAUAUAAUCCAAGCCAGGGAGCCCUCUUUACGUGAUUCAAACCCAGAAGAGAUUGAGAUUGAUUUUGAAACACUCAAGCCAUCCACACUUAGAGAGCUUGAGCGCUAUGUCCUUUCCUGCCUGCGAAAAAAACCCCGGAAGCCUUACACCGUCAAGAAACCUGUGGGAAAGACAAAGGAGGAACUGGCUUUGGAGAAGAAGAGAGAAUUAGAAAAGCGGUUACAAGAUGUCAGUGGGCAGCUCAAUUCCACCAAAAAGCCCCCCAAGAAAGUGAGUGAGAAAACAGAGUCAGCCUCUGCACAGCAAGUAGCAGUGUCACGCCUCAGCGCUUCCAGCUCCAGUUCAGAUUCCAGCUCCUCCUCUUCGUCAUCGUCUUCUUCAGACACCAGUGAUUCAGACUCAGGCUAAGGGGCCAGGCCAGAUGGGGCAGGAAGGCUCCGCAGGACCGGACCCCUAGACCACCCUGCCCUACCCCUGCCCCCUUGCUGUGAUACUUCUUCAUCUCACCUCACCUCCCCCCUCUGUAGGAGAGCUGGCUCUGCAGGGGGGAGGGAUGCAGGGACAUACACUGAAGGAGAGAUAUGGACAAAAUAAGAUUGAAUUCCCAGCCCCACCGGGAGUGACCUUGGGCACAGAGCCCCCACUGAAAAUGAUGGGUGGGGCAGAGGUACAGAGAGGGAGUGUGUAAAGGCCCUGGUACAGUUACCUGAGGCCAUAGCUGCCCUGUUCACUUCCAAGGGUCCUGUUUUGAGGUUGUUUGUUCUAAUUUAUUUUAUGCUAGGUAAGGCUGGGGGGGAGGGUGGGGCCAAGGUCCCCUCAGCCUCCAUGGGGAGGGAAGAAAGGGGGAGCUCUUUUUUUACGUUGACUUUUUUUUUUUUUCUACUCCUGUUUUCCCUUUUUUCCUUCCGCUACAUUUGGGGCCCUGGGGGUUUCAGUCAUCUCCCCAUUUGGCCCCUGGCCUGUCUUUGUUGAUUCUAACUUGUAAAUAAAGAAAAUAUUAUUCAA